UUCGAGAGGAACGAUCCAGUGAGCGGCAGGAUCACAGAGAGACAGUUCGGCGGUAUGCUGCUGGCCUACAGCGGCGUCCAGUCCCGUAAACUCAAGCAGAUGCAGAAGGGCUUGAAGAAGAUGUUCAAGGAUGCGCAGGGCAUUUCGUUUGAGGAGGUGGAGAACUUCUUCACUUUCCUGAAGAACGUGAACGACGUGGACACAGCGCUGAGUUUCUACCACAUGGCCGGAGCCUCCAUAGAUAAAGUGACCAUGAAGCAGGUGGCGCGCACCGUGGCCAAAGUGGAGCUGUCUGAUCACGUGUGUGACGUUGUGUUCGCUCUGUUCGACUGUGACGGGAACGGCGAGCUCAGCAACAAGGAGUUCAUCGCCAUCAUGAAGCAGCGUCUGAUGCGUGGGCUGGAGAAACCCAAAGACAUGGGCUUCACUCGUCUGAUCCGCGCCAUGUGGAAGUGCGCUCAGGACACCGCCUGGGACUUUGCCGCGCCAAAGACGCAAUAGAGACGGGAGACGGGGCGUGGUGCUCGCAUCAUGGCGGGCUCCCUGACUAAAGACUUCAGAACUCUGCAGCUCUGCGGGGCGACCUCCAUCAUUAACGCAUGUCGCUGUAGACAAAGCUCUCAUUAUAGUGACUGAAGCAUGCUGACUCUAACCUGCCUGAGUGAAGCAUCAUGGGUAAUUGUAUAUUCUUAAGUAAACAAAGUCUAUUAGUUUUUUUUUGUUCUGUGGAGGAAUGCAGCUUGAGCAGGAGACGCUGUGAGCCUUUUGUUUUUAAACACUAAAAAACUGCAUUGAAGAGUUUAA
Molecule: messenger RNA, 804 nt
Organism: Labrus bergylta (ballan wrasse)
Lineage: Eukaryota; Metazoa; Chordata; Actinopteri; Labriformes; Labridae
Source: RefSeq, a predicted model, not a curated record